Molecule: messenger RNA, 3819 nt
Organism: Plasmodium relictum
Lineage: Eukaryota; Apicomplexa; Aconoidasida; Haemosporida; Plasmodiidae
Gene: UBE4B
Product: ubiquitin conjugation factor E4 B, putative
Exons: 1
Coding region: 1-3819 (1272 amino acids)
Biological process (GO): protein polyubiquitination
Cellular component (GO): ubiquitin ligase complex; cytoplasm; nucleus
Molecular function (GO): ubiquitin-ubiquitin ligase activity
Source: RefSeq, a predicted model, not a curated record
AUGGAGGAUAAAGUUAAGGAAGAUUCGUUUCUUCAAAAUAUUUUUCAAAUAUGUUUAAAAAAAGAAGAGUCUAAUAAUACAAAAGUUUAUUUAGAGUCAUAUGAAAAAGAAUUAAAAAAAAAUAAUGAAGAAUUGUACUUGUUAAUAGAUAAUAUAUAUUUCUUCCUACUUCAUAAAAUUUCUGAUUUACAUAAGAAGAAAAAAAACUGCUUAAGCUACCUAUGUUCCUGCUAUGUUAGAUUAUUAGAUAAAAAUUUUUAUAAAAGUUUAAAUUUAGAUAACAAGCAAACUGAUCAUUUAAUUAAUGAAGUUUUAAAUCAAAUAAUAAACAAUGCAUUAAUUUAUUUAGAAAAUUUAGAUAUAUAUCCGAAUGUGAAAAUAUCAUAUAAAGAACGAAUGAAUGCUUUUUUUGAGUUUUUAAAAGGUUCAUGUACUUCCCGUUUUUUAAGUAAAAUGCUGUUAGUUAUAGAAGAAAAUGAUAAAAAUGAGGAAGAAAGCGAGAAGCAAUUAAACAAAAUUUUUAAUCCAAUAAUAAAUAUGAUUUUAGAAAAUUUGAAUUCUAGAAGUUUAAUUUAUCCAAAAAAUGAUGUUGCUGUACUUUUAAAAUUUAUAACUAGUUUUAAACAAAUAGCUGAUUUAGUAAUGAAUAAUAAAUCAGUAUUUUUAUAUUUAAAUUUAAGUGAUAGAAUGAAAGAUAGUUCUCUUGAAGCAAAAUCACUAUGUAAUUUGUCUAUUAAAUCACCUAAUAAUAAAAAUGAUAAUGAAUUAAAUAAAGGUGCAAAUACAACAUCUUCCAGUUCUUUAAUAUCUAAUACAAAUGUAUCUAGUACAAACGAAAAUAACAAUAAUGCAGCAGAUGUAAGUACACGUGUCAAUAAUAUAAGUAAUGUGAUUUCUAAUAAUAUAAUAGAUAAUACGAAUUCAAAUAAUAAUAAUUCUAUUGUAAAUAAACCUUGUAGUAAAGAUAAAGAGGUAAAUAGCUGUGGAUAUAAUUUACAAUUAAAUAGUUUAUUAGGUAGAUUAUUAUCUCCAACGAUAUUAACUAUGCCUAAUAUAAUAAAAAAAGAAGAAAUAGCAAUGUAUAAAUAUUUUUACAAUACUACAACCAACGAAUUAAAUAAAAUGACUUUGAGUUCUUUAAAAAAUAUAUAUGUUUUAUUAAGAAGAGAUACUGAUUGGAUACUAGAAACUUGUGUUGAUAUAAUAAAAAACUUAUUAAAAGGAAGCAAUGAAAGUAAAAAAAAAGUAUUAUUAUGGAUAAAUUGUAUAAUUUUAUCAAAUGAAAAAAAAACGAAAAUAAUGUAUCAUUAUGCAUCUUACCCACAGUCAUUAGAUAACUCGUAUGGAUUGUUCUUAAAAUUAUUAGGUGAAAACUCAUAUGGUUUUUGCCUGAAUAUGUUUUGGGUAUUGUUAUGUUUAUGUGAACCAAUUACAAUAAAUAAAAUUAGUGAUAUUGAUUUCUUUUUUUUUUUAAGGAAUGAUCCUUUUUCUAAAUUUCUUUUAAAAAAUAUAACAAAUCAAUCUUCUUUUGAAGAAAAAUCGAAUGUAGAAAAGAUAAAAAAUAGAGUAAAAAACUCAGAAAGUUUUCAAAAAGAACCAAAAUUUAUUACAUGUAUUUUUUGGAUGACUUUUAAAUCUUUAAGUGUAUUUUUUAAACCAGCUGUAGAUGAAUUUAUUAGAAUAAUUCAAGAAGUAGGAAAUGCAAAAGAUAAAAAUUUUUAUUAUAUGAACAUACAUGCAUGGAAAAUUUUUUUGUAUAAUUCUCGCUUUAUUCAAUUAUUAUUUAAAUUUUUACACUUAUCUAUGAGUUAUUUCUUGCAUGUUGUUUACUUGUAUGAUAUAAAUGGUAAUGAAAAUAUUAAUAUGAAAACUUAUUUGAAUGAACAUAAAAACAAUUUAUCUCAUUUGGUAUUAAAGUGUUGUCCACCCCCAAAUGAAAAAUAUUAUAAUAAAAAUAUAAAUUUUGAAAAUUUAUCAAGUAACACGGAUAACAAAAUAAAUGAAGAUAGAAACAAUGGAAAAAAAGAUAAAGAAUAUGAUGAUAUUGAUGAAUUACAAAAAGAAGAUAAAGUUGAAGAUAGAAUAAAUAAUAGUAAUAAUAAUGAAGAAAAUGAUAAAGUUUCUCAAUCUCAUAAUGAUUUAAAUAAAAAUGAUCGUCUAUAUGCAUCACCACAAUUUUCUAUAAUUCCAACAUUUUUUUUAAGUGAUAUAUUUGAAAUAAUUUAUUUAUUGUAUGAAUUAGAUAUAUUUAAAAGUCAAAAUAACGAAAAUUUUUUAAGUUAUUUAGAUAUGGAUUUAUUUAUAGCAUUUUCUAUUUUUACUAUGUUAAGUGAAAAUCAUAUUAAAAGCAUACAUAUAAGAUGUGAAUCAGCUCCUAGAACAUUUUCUUUUUUAUAUAAAUUUGAUAAUUUAAAGAAAAUAAUAGAAGAAUCAGAAUUAACCAAAAAAUAUAUAAUAAAAUCUUUGACCAAUGUAUUUAUUGCUUCACAAAAAGGAGAAUAUACAGAAAGGAUGCAAACAAGAGUUCGUAUAGUAGAAAAUUUUAAUAGUUUUUUUUUAAAUAAAAUAUAUGUUAAUCAAUUUACUCAAUUAGUUAUAAAUAACAAUAAUCUUUUUGUCCACUUAAUUCAUUUAUUAUUAAAUGAUGUUAGUUUUUUAGUAGAAGAAGUAGUAUCAUAUCUCUCAGAAAUCAAAAGAAGAGAAGAUAAAAAAAAAAUUGAAGUAGAAAAUUCUAUAUCUAAUACCAAUUCUUAUGCAAAUGCAACUCGUAUUAAUAGAGGAACAAAUUCUAAUUCGAAUAACCAAAUAAGUUCAUCGAACAUAAAUCUAGACAAUAGUGGUCAUUUAAAUAAUGAAGGCUCUCAUAAUUUAAAUGGAUCAUUUAGUGAUAAUAGUGAAAUUGAGGAUUCAGGAGUAGAAACUGACUUAACUAAUGAAAGCAUGAGAAAUUUAGCUGCAAAAACAAAAAUGAUUAUAACAUAUUGUUAUAAAUCAUGCAUUUUUUUAAAUCUAUUAUGCAAAAAUUAUUCAGAUAAUAUAGUUACUUCUAACACUAUACUCUCUCAAAUAGUUACGUGUUUAAAUUGUUAUUUUGAUUAUUUAGUAGGACCCAAAUGUUUAAAUAUAAAAGUAAAAAAUAUGGAACAGUACAAUUUUAGGCCUCAAUUAUGGUUAACUAGUAUAGUUGAAUCAUAUUUAUUUUUAUUAAAUUCAGAAAAGGAACAUGAAGAAUUAUUAAUAAGAGAAAUAGCAAAUGAAGGAAGAUAUUAUAAACCUGAGAUUUUCAAUAAGGCAUAUUAUAUAUGUAAGAGAGAAGGAUUACUUCAUAAAGAAGAAUUAAAUAAAUUUAAAAAAUUUUGCCAACAAAUUAUUGAUAUGAAAGAUGAAGUUGAAUUAUUUGAUGAUGUGAAUGAUAUACCAGAAAAAUUUUUAGAUCCCAUUUUACAAGAUAUUAUGUUAGAUCCUGUUUUAUUGCCUACAUCUGGAAUAAUUAUUGAUAGAAAAAAUAUUGAAAGGCAUUUAAUGAGUGAGCCAAAUGAUCCUUUUAACAGAGCACCACUUUCAAAGGAACAAUUAGUUGCAAUGCCUGAACUAAAAGAAGAAAUACAUAAAUAUAUAGAUAAUUUAAGACAAGAGAAAAAAAAAAAGAAAAAAAAUUUAGAAAUAGAUAUAGAAAGCGAAGAAAUUGAGAAAGAUAAAAAAGAAGAAUUGUUAAACAAAAAUAAAGAUGUUGAUAAGGAAUAUACAUGUAAAAAUGAAGAAGAAUCUGAAAAAAAUAAAAAGAUGGAUGAAAAUAUAAAAAAAAAUGAAAAUGAUUAA